Molecule: messenger RNA, 1253 nt
Organism: Lingula anatina
Lineage: Eukaryota; Metazoa; Brachiopoda; Lingulata; Lingulida; Lingulidae
Product: low choriolytic enzyme-like
Biological process (GO): proteolysis
Cellular component (GO): membrane
Molecular function (GO): metalloendopeptidase activity; zinc ion binding
Source: RefSeq, a predicted model, not a curated record
ACAAUUACGAACUCGGCUAUAUUCAACACCUCACCAACUACGACUACGGUUCUAUAAUGCACUACGGGAGGUAUAGCUUUGCUGAAAACAGGACCAAGCCCACCAUCACCCCUAAACGUGACGGUGCGACCAUUGGGCAACGCGUCGCUCUCAGCACAUCUGAUAUUAGUGAGAUAAGGCAAUUGUAUAAUUGCGGCGAAAGCGAUAGCACCAACACAGCGGCCACCAGCAAGCCAGUGACUCAAAUACCUGUGACCCAACAACCUGGAACCUACCUGUCUUUCUGUAACUUCGAUAGCGGCAGCCUCUGCGGCUGGACCCAAGACAGCUCGGACGAUAUGGACUGGACUCUGAAAUCCGGGGCCACGAGCUCAGCAAAUACCGGACCCAGUUCUGGAUAUGGCGGCAGUGGUAAAUACAUGUACGUAGAGGCGAGUGGGAAAUCGGCGGGUGCUGUGGCCAGGCUUCUCUCUCCACGUAUAUCUCACCGCGGCGGUUCCCAACAAUACUGUGUGACCGUGUCCUACCACAUGUACGGGAACACCAUGGGGAACUUGAUGAUAGGUACCAAGCUCGGCUCCUCUUUCAAGACCAUGUACACACUGAAAGGAGAAAAAUGCAACUUCUGGAUAGUUAUGUGCCUUACUAUCACUAUUUCUUAUUCAGGACCGUCCCUUCAGUUCUUCCUGGCAGGAGAAAGAGGUAGUGGUUACAACAGUGACAUAGCCAUCGACAACGUCAAGAUCAGCCGUGACCGAUGUUUACAACAACAAUAAGUCUAAUUAUCUGAUGAAAAAAAAUUCACGCUAUUUAAUACGGAGGGCAUUUUACAGACCGAAGCAUGUAAACCACCAUUUCCACUUGAAUUCUAUUAGUAUUAUUUCCAUAACAUAUGAUAAGUAGUCUUUAUUUUUAUAAUUACAUUAAUUUAGAUACUUAAUGUCCCGUCUGACUCACCCUUUUCUAAACUCUAUCUGUCAGGUAGCUGAAAUAAAAAGUUUCCUCACUUUUUCAUACUUUUCCAUUGUUUUUUUCUAAAAAAAACUGUUAAAAGUAUAUUUUGAAGGCAUUUUCUAGUCUUCGGCAAUUUCCGUAAAGCUUAGGUCUGUGUAACGGGUAUUAUAUACUGUCAAUAACAAUCGGACGGAUAGCAGGAUUUGGAUAACUUCUUUGGCUGCCAAACACUGUGGAUUGGGUUUGAAUCCCAUUCAGUCCCGUUUUCUUUUCUUUAUUUUUUUCAAUUAUUUAUGUUA